GGGAGGGGGAUUCUAGCCAGCUAAAACUCACAUGGUGGGGAGUGGUAACUCAGGCCAAGCGUGUGUGUGUGUGUGUGUGUGUGUGUGUGUGUAUGUAUGUAUGUAUGUAUGAGAGGUGUGGGGGUCAUAUACUGUAUAGGACAGGCCAGCUAAGUCCUGGCCAGGCCGGAAUCUGUGAUGUUGGAGGAAGCCGGUGCUGCAGCCAGUGUGAAAUAGCUGUCGUGACUGAGGGCUGACAGAGGCGGGGAUUUGCCCGUGUCCUGUGUGGGAGAUGGUGAUGUGGAUUUGUUUUAGGGGAGCCCAGCGUGGAAGAUUCUCAGCUUCCACCCUAGGGCAAGGACUGUGAAAUCGGAAAUAUCCAGGGAGCGCUAUUGGGUGGAGGAGGAGCCAGGGACAGUGAUGUAACCCUGGAAACCGAGAGGGGAGUCACCUUAGUGAAAGAUGAGAGGGAAAGGCCCCAGGGUCGGAAAGCUGAGUGUGCUUGUGCGUGUGUGCUUGCGUGCAUGUGCGUACGUGUAUGCGCGUGUGCGCUGAAGCCGUGAUGUCACUAGGCCCGAGAAAUGGGGUCAGGUGUGUGGGCCAGAGUGGGGUGCUGGGGUGUGCACGCAGAGCGCUCAAGGUUGAAGGGCUGACGUCAUGGGUUGGUGAGGGCGGGGCCUCGAAUGCAGGGUCUGGAAGCUGAGGCGAAGAGCUAGGAGUCUUGGGACUGGAACGAAACCAGCAACCAGGAUGAGCCACUGGUCACAGAGCAAGGACAGAGGAUGCAGUGACACUGGCCAUGGACCAGCCAGCUGGCCUGCAGGUGGACUACGUCUUCCGGGGUGUGGAGCAUGCUGUGCGGGUGGUGGUGUCUGGGCAGGUGCUAGAGCUGGAAGUAGAGGACCGGAUGACGGCUGACCAGUGGCGGGGCCAGUUUGACGCCAGCUUCAUCGAAGAUCUGACUCACAAGACGGGGAACUUCAAACAGUUCAACAUCUUCUGUAACAUGCUAGAGUCGGCUCUCACCCAGAGCAGUGAGUCGGUCACCCUUGACCUACUGACCUACACAGAUCUGGAGUCCCUGCGGAAUCGCAAGAUGGGGAGCCGCUCAGGCCCCUUGGCCUCCAGAUCAGCCCAGCUCAACUCCAAGCGCUACCUGAUCCUCAUCUACUCUGUGGAGUUUGACAGGAUUCACUACCCGCUGCCCCUCCCGUACCAGGGCAAGCCAGACCCUGUGGUCCUGCAGGGCAUCAUCCGCUCACUGAAGGAGGAGCUGGGCCGCCUUCGAGGGCUAGACGGCCCGGAUGCUCGGGACACUCGCGACACGGAGAUCUGGCAUCUGAGGGAGCAGGUUUCACGCCUGGCAUCUGAGAAGCGAGAACUGGAGGCGCAGCUGGGCCAGUCACGCGAGGAGGCUCUGGCCGGGAGGGCAGCGCGCCAGGAGGCUGAGGCCCUGCGUGGGCUCGUCCGGGGCCUGGAGCUGGAGCUGCGGCAAGAGCGGGGCCUCGGACACCGCGGGGUCAGCCGCCGCAGCCAGGAUUGCCGGCGCCUGGCCAAGGAGCUCGAGGAGGUGAAGGCUUCGGAGCGGAGCCUGCGCGCCCGGCUUAGGACGGUGAACACCGAGCUGGCUGUGUACAAGAAGGGGAGACGGACUCCGCCAGUGCCGCAGCCCCGGGCGCGGGAGGAUCAGGCUUCAUCGUCGCGGGAGCGCUCCACAUCGCGUGGUCGCGGUGCGACCCGCUCUUCUUCCCGGGAGAGUGGCCGGGGGGGCCGGGGUAGAGGCCGCCCUGCCCGCCCCUCACCCUCGCCCACAGGUAGUCGCGCGCCACGUUUUGAUCCUACAGCCUUUGUGAAAGCCAAAGAGAAGAAGCAGAGAGAGAUCAAAUUGAGGCAGCAGCAGCAGCGGAACCGACUGGGCAGCGGAGGAAGCGGGGACGGUCCGUCCCUCUCCUGGUCUCGCCAGACUCGGCCCCCCGCUGCAGUGAGCGGCCGAGGGGACGCGGCUCACCGCUCUCGAAACCGCAGCUCCUCGGUGGACAGUUUCCGCAGCCGCUGCUCGUCCGCCAGCUCCUGCAGCGAGUUGGAGGAUUUCUCCGAAUCCCUUCCUAGAGGCGUGCGCCGCCACGGGAAGCCUCCCAGCCCCACAACCUGGGGUGGGCCCAGGAAGCAGCAGAAGUCCACCCCUCUGGAACGCAGCCACCAUCAGAGACGCCUGACCAGUUCAGGAGGCUGGGUCCCUAUGAAAGAAUACAGCUCCGACCACCAGGCGGCGGACAUGGCCGAAAUAGACGCGCGCCUGAAGGCCUUGCAGGAAUAUAUGAACCGACUGGACACACGGUCGUGACCCCCACAGGGAGUACAGCCCCUCCAUCCCCCCCACAACUGGAUUCCGAGUGGGGGCGCUGGUCGGCUUGUCCAUCCAGCCCCACUCAGGCUCCUCCUCUGCUGGUGCUCACAGGGGGUUUCAGGUGUGUGAAGCCUUGAUUCCCCCCAACACACUGCAUGCUGGGAGGGAGGGUAUGUGCAUUUUGUAAAUAAACGUAUUUGCCUCUGGGA
Molecule: messenger RNA, 2535 nt
Organism: Mustela lutreola (European mink)
Lineage: Eukaryota; Metazoa; Chordata; Mammalia; Carnivora; Mustelidae
Gene: CCDC61
Product: coiled-coil domain containing 61
Exons: 14
Coding region: 779-2323 (514 amino acids)
Cellular component (GO): centrosome
Source: RefSeq, a predicted model, not a curated record